This is a messenger RNA of Micropterus dolomieu (smallmouth bass), 2152 nucleotides long. RefSeq names its product serum amyloid A-like 1 (gene saal1). The record is from RefSeq and is a predicted model, not a curated record. The transcript has 13 exons. Lineage: Eukaryota; Metazoa; Chordata; Actinopteri; Centrarchiformes; Centrarchidae. The coding region runs from base 556 to 1890 and encodes 444 amino acids.
UUAAUAAUAGCGACAUUUGAAUCUGCUAACGUUAGCUAAGUUAACAAUUGUUAAACGGAGGGUGUUAAAUGGUCUGCAGAAAUCCUACAGUCGAGUCUGUUUAAAACUGUUGGGAGCCAAAAUCGAUCUCUUCUGACAUGAACUUCUAUGUCAUGAUUAAGCUUUUCAUUUUGUGAAAAGUUGCCAUUUUAUCGGGGACGUUACACCUACACCACCACAAACUACAACUACCUCGAAAAUAACAAUAAGGAUGAACAGCUGCAGCAAAACAUAACAUUAUAACCUUCACAAAGAGCUGUUCUAUUGGGCUGCAAUUGUUUUAGCUUGGUGUAACGUUAACGUUGCAUAAUAAACUGGCAACUGCGUGUAAACCGAGACAUAGAAGAUUUUCUGGGCUGUAAUUUAAACCGCUAGAGGUACAAGGACAAAAUGGGAUGUCUGUUUUUGCAAGCCCAGUGAAUUAAAGAUCUGUCAAAUCAAGACUAUAAUGUUGAUGGUGCUGAGGAAGAGGGGGCUGAGAGAUCCUCCUCUCCAACUGGAAUACAGUCUCCAGUAAUGGACCGUAACCCAUCACCACCCCCAGUCACAGCCGAUGGACAGGAGUGCGAAGAUUUGGACGCCAUUGGCGACACCGUUUACAGCAAGCACUGGCUUUUCAGCACCCUGACUCAUCUCAUCCAUAUGGUCACAGAGCAUUCGGAGGUGGACUCAGAAGGUCAGAUGCAGCUCUCUGAUGAUGAUGAGGAAGAUCUAUGUAGAGUCUGGGAUAUGGCCAUGGAUAAGGACGUGGCUGGUUUUCUGCAGGAAUUCAAAGCUACAGAUAUCCUUCUUGGGGUGAUAGCCAAAUCUCGUUGUCCACGUCUCACUGAAAUUUGUGUGGGAAUCCUCGGGAACAUUGCUUGUUUUCCUGACACUUGUCUGACUCUCAGCCAAAAUGAAGACUUAGGCACUGUGCUGUUGCUUCUUCUUGGAGAUACAGAUCCUCCGACCCUUCUGGAAACAUGCAGACUGCUGCUGACCUGCGUCUCUCAAAAAGAUGUCUUUUCCCUGUGGCUUCUGCGAAUACAACAGCAGACAUCUGUGCGCACCAACCUCUGUUUCAUCAUGUGCAGUUCUACCAACACUGACCUGCUUGAGAAGGUUGGAGAGCUGGUUGACAAACUCUUUGACCUUGACGAAGAGCUGAUGAAGAGUUGGAUCACAGCUCAGCCAAGUGAAGAGGAGGACGAUGAUGAUGGCCAAAGCCGUCUGGAUGUGGCCUCAUGUCUUCUUGAGGCAGCCAAACAGCUUCGAUCAGAGUGUCCGAAUGGCUUAGAGGUUUACCUUCACGCCCUCCAACUCCUCACCACCGUUGAUGAGGGCAUUCAGGCGUUUGCUGCCCCUGAUGGACCUGGCAAAGCAGUUUGGGACUUUUUCUGUGAUGUUGUGUGCGAGGACCUCUGCCAGCCUAAUGAUCUCCCAGUUGUCCUGCAAGAGCAGAAGAGCAUUUUGGUUCAGGCAUUUUCUGUGCUGCUGGCUCUUCACAGAUGCCAAGAUCAGUGGCGCAGCAGAAGUGACACAAGUCUUCCUCUUAUUGGAACCAUUUUGCAGGUGCUUCAGAACCUCAGUCAGGGCAAAGACGACGGUACCAGCAAAGAAGAGACAAAAGAUGAACAGCUCCAGACUUUAGCAGAGAUCACAGCCGAGUUUCUAGCUGACAUCUGCAUUCACAUUCCAAAGGGCACUGUGGCAGAGUUGGUGAAGAAAGGAUACCUUACAGAGAAGACCUCUCUAACAGCAGCGGGCAGUUUAGUUACCAACUUUAAAACUUCAUUUCAGCACCUGCACUCCAUGCUGUCAGAGACUGAUCCCCAGUUGGCAGACAUGGUGAGGAAACAGUUUCCUGUCUGAGUCAUCCAGUGGAUCAGUGCCAUCACCCAGACUCUCAUCACUGCUUUUUAUAGUGGCCUCAGUUUCCCUCCAAAGUUCCUGCUUUAAGUCAUGCUAUUUGGAUUUCCAUUGGAGAGACUUAAUGAGGAUGUCGCACCAUCACAAGUGGCGGACAAAAGAGUGGACAGUCUUUUUCUUGUUUCAAUAUUUUGAUGAAAUUCAACUGUUUUAUGUUUGUUAUUGUUCCAUGAAUGCUAUUUUUGUAUUAAAUAAUUGACAGUGA